AUGCCAAAUAGGAUUAGGCGUGGCGGCGGGGCGUACAAGAUCCGCCUUGGCGUCCCCCCGCUUACUUUCGAUGAUCUGGACCCUUACUCUCCUAGUCCUAUCUCCAUUAUACCUCCACUCUACAUCCACAUCCAGGUUUAUCCCUGUUUGCCCUUUCCAAAUCCCGACAUCACUAGUACCUUGAAAUAUCCGUCUAAUGUCUCGGCGCCACUAAACUUACUUAGGUCUCCCUGCAGCUGUUUAUCAGUACCUCACCCGCCAGUUAGAAAAGACCUGGCGUCGCAGGGCCCUGACCACCCCCUUCUCCCGUUGACAAGUCAGAUGUACAUUACGUACCUCUGUAAGGUAGUCUGCAAUGCACUUGGGAUAUCGCCGCGUCAGUCAGAAUAUGACUAA
This is a messenger RNA of Penicillium taxi, 396 nucleotides long. RefSeq lists its product as uncharacterized. The record is from RefSeq and is a predicted model, not a curated record. The coding region runs from base 1 to 396 and encodes 131 amino acids. Lineage: Eukaryota; Fungi; Ascomycota; Eurotiomycetes; Eurotiales; Aspergillaceae. The transcript has a single exon.